AUGGCUACAACACAUCCUCCCCAGGAACCUCUUGUGGCCAUCCUAGGCACAACUGGUACUGGCAAAUCAGACCUUGCCGUAGAUCUAGCGCUUAAGUUCAAUGGAGAGAUCAUCAACGCCGAUGCUAUGCAAAUGUACAAGGGGCUUCCAGUCAUCACCAAUCAACUCUCGCUUGAAGAGCGACAAGGUGUUCCCCAUCAUUUGUUAGCAACAGUUGACCACCACGAGCCAACAUGGAGUGUUGAUAUCUUUGCAUACGAAGCAAAUAAACUCAUUCGUGAAAUCCGUAGCAGAGGAAAGCUUCCCAUCGUGGUAGGCGGAACUCAUUAUUACUUGCAUUCCCUGCUCUUCAAAGAUAAUCUAGUUGGUUCCCAGGGCAUUGAUGAUACCAACUUGCAACAUCGACCUCGUGGAGAGAACGAAACCCAAUUCCAGAUCCUAGACGGGCCUACUAGUUUAAUGUUGGACCGUCUUCGCGAGGUUGAUCCCGUCAUGGCAGACCGAUGGCACCCAGAUGAUCGACGCAAAAUCCAGCGUUCCUUGGAAAUAUUCCUCACUACUGGUAGACGCGCAUCAGAUAUAUACGCUGAGCAGAAGCAAGAAAAAGCAUUAGCUCGCUCGGACAGUGGCCCCUGGCAGUCAUUAAUGUUCUGGGUGUACACCGAGCCAGAGGUGUUGAACGACCGUCUCUAUAAGAGAGUGGACAAGAUGUAUCAAAAUGGUCUAAUGGACGAGGUAAGAAGCCUACAUGAAAGCCGACAAUUGAGGGCCGAGAAGGGAGAACCAGUGGAUCUUACCCGUGGUAUAUGGCAAUCUAUUGGAUAUAGGCAAAUGGAGCCAUUUCUUGACGGCGAACGAGCCGGGACAGGACCGGCGAAGAUGAACCAACUGAAAGAAGCCGGACUCGAAGAGACGAGGAUUGCGACGAGACAGUACGCAAAGUACCAAUUACGAUGGAUCCGGAAUAAAUCCAUACCCGCUUUCAAGGACCAUAAAGCAAUGGAUUAUUUGUUUCUUCUAGACAGCUCCAACGCCGAUGCCUUCUCCGCCGACGUGCUGGAGCCGGCAACCGACCUUUGCCAGCGGUUCUUGGACGGACAAGCUUUGGUCAAGCCAACGGAGGUAUCCGAUACAGCAAAAAAAGUGCUAACAGCCUUUGAGAAUGCUGGCGGAUCUUCGGCGCGCACAUUCAAAGUGAAAACUUGCGACAUCUGCGGCAUAUCCCUCGCAACGGAAGAUCAGUGGAAUAUACACAUCAAAGGUCGAAGACACCAUCGUGCUCUACGGGGAAUAAAGAUGACCGCGCUGGUGCCUUUGAGUCCGCAAGAGGAUCAUGAAGCAGACAUACGGAUAUGA
Hypoxylon fragiforme is the source of this 1356-nucleotide messenger RNA. Its product is annotated as tRNA isopentenyltransferase. Gene Ontology annotation, biological process: tRNA modification. Gene Ontology annotation, cellular component: mitochondrion. Bases 1 to 1356 code for a protein of 451 amino acids. The transcript is spliced from 2 exons. The record is from RefSeq and is a predicted model, not a curated record. Gene Ontology annotation, molecular function: ATP binding; tRNA dimethylallyltransferase activity. Lineage: Eukaryota; Fungi; Ascomycota; Sordariomycetes; Xylariales; Hypoxylaceae.